Ogataea philodendri is the source of this 681-nucleotide messenger RNA. RefSeq lists its product as uncharacterized. Gene Ontology annotation, cellular component: plasma membrane. Gene Ontology annotation, biological process: intracellular copper ion homeostasis; copper ion transmembrane transport. The coding region runs from base 1 to 681 and encodes 226 amino acids. Gene Ontology annotation, molecular function: copper ion transmembrane transporter activity. The record is from RefSeq and is a predicted model, not a curated record. Lineage: Eukaryota; Fungi; Ascomycota; Pichiomycetes; Pichiales; Pichiaceae. The transcript has a single exon.
AUGGAUAUGGGCGGCUCUAGUUCCUCAAGCAUGGCCAUGGAUAUGACGGCCACCUCCAGUUCCUCGAUGAUGGACAUGACAGCUACCGCUUCGUCCAGCAUGUCGAUGGAUAUGUCGUCGUCGACCGACUCCUCAAUGGAUAUGGAGGGAAUGAACUCGUAUCUGGUCACCUCAUACAACAAGUACCCUGUCGUUUUCCACACGUUGCGCGCAUCGUCCGGAGGUGAAGCAUUUGGAAUCUUCUGUGUGCUUUUCUUCUCGGCCGUGUUCCUGAGAGGAUUGUUCUUCUUGAGCGCUUACUUGGAACAGAAGGUGUUCCACAACCUCACAAACGCCGUUUUGAUCCAGGAAUUGGACAACUGUGCAUGCGGUCCAGAAAAAGACGAAGAAGGCACAGGAAAUGGUGGAUCUGUGAGCGUCAGAUCUCUGGGAUUGGCCAAGAUCUUUAAAUUCACCUUCUUCCCAGGAUUCGGAGAACUGAAAAGAGACAUCAUUAGACUACUGAUCGCCUUCACAGCUACCAUGUUUGGCUAUGCGUUGAUGCUGGCGGCCAUGUCGUUUAUCCUGCUCUACUUUUUUGCGAUCUGUCUCGGCAUUGCGUUCGGAGAGGUGUUUUUCAACAGGCUCUCGAUCGUGCUGAAUAUCAACAAAAACAGCUCGCUGUGCGGUCAACUUCAUUAG